UUACGCUGUCACAGAAAUCACAGCUGCGACGUUACAUUUUUUCACUGAUAAAAAUUUUAGUUUUCGAUUGAUAUAUUGCUAACAUUUCCACUAUUUUCAGAAGAAAAAACGUAAAUUUCUUGUGAUACGCAGAAAAUGCCUUUAUGGUGAAGCACUGUUCAAUUACUUGCACCAGGCCUACGUGGUUUGCUCGGUUGUCGAUAAGCAAAACUUUUUUUUUUCACAGAACGGACUAAUACGAAAUGAUGCGAUAUUCUGAAAUACCGAGAGAUUUAUCUUCGGACAGUUUGCGUUGUGGCGAGUACUCGGAGGAGAACCUAUGCUACGUAAAUGCUCGAGAUGAUUCCCCACAAAGCGACAUUUCUACAAAUAGUGGGCAAGGUCUUCCUCUCAUAAAUUCCGUAGAACACGAUAGUGCCAUCAAGGAAUGUCAGUGUCACAAGAAGCACUCUAUCGUAUCCAUUGGGCCAAUAGAAUCCAUAAUAGAUCGAAGUCGUGCCACUACUUACAGACGUUGUCCAGCACCUUCAAAUAAAUCACAAAGUCUCCCACCGAAUUCAUCAAUCGCGAAUAUCGAUUCAAUAAUCAUCAGUUGUCUACGAGUUCCUCCGGAAGAGCUGGCCAACCAACUAACGCUUUUGGAUUUUCCUGUAUUCGCUGCAAUUCAGCCAGAUGAAUUAGCUAGUUGUGCCUGGAACAAAAAGAACAAAGCAGAACUUUCUCCCAAUGUAGUGGCUUUUACAAAACGAUUUAAUCAUACGAUCUUUUGGACAGUUCAGGAAGUUUUGAAUGGAAUAUUACCCAAAGAACGGGCUGAAAUUAUUACUCACUUCAUCAAGGUCGCAAAGUAUUUACACGAUCUAAAUAAUUUGCACUCAUUGUUUGCAAUUACUUCUGCAUUGAAAAGUGCAAGCGUUUAUCGCCUCGAGAAAAGUUGGUCACAUGUUUCCAAAAAAGAUAAGCAACAAUUUGAGAAAUUAGCAGAUGUUUUCCAUGAUGACAACAACUGGGCAAAACUAAGAGAAUAUUUGGAGAGUCUGAAACUUCCUUGUAUCCCUUAUUUAGGUUUGUUUCUUACCGAUUUAGUUUAUAUAGAUCUUGCCCACCCUCAUAAAGGUGGUCUCGAACCAGAACAACGACGUAUCAAAAUGAAUAAUAUUUUACGAGUGAUUUCAAAUUAUCAAGGAUCAGACUAUACUCAUAUCCAACCUAUCAUGAAAACACUUAAUUAUCUCAAUUCCGUCCGGUACAUUGAAGAACUGCAAACCAUAUUUGAGGAUGACCAAUACAAGAAAUCUUUGAAAUUGGAGCCAAUUCCUUCCUCACCUUCAAUAACAACCGUCAGUAACAAAGCAUCAGUAUCACAGAAGCAGGUUGCUCCUAUGACUGUUACCGACAGUAGUAGGAGUAGUAGCGGAAGUGGGCUUCCAACGCACCCGUCAACGUUGGCUUCCCUUAACUUGUCGCCGGCGAAAUCCAACUCCAUGCGAUUUCCCGUGUCAACGCCAAACACGUCGACAGCAAAGUUCAUUGGUCAUCGCAAAUGUCGGAGUCUUGGAACAAAAAUUCGAAGUACAAGUUUGCCACGAAAUUUCCAUAAACAUUGCCAUUGUACAACACUCAUUCCAAGUGGGUUCGCAUCUUUUCGCUGCAAGUGUUGUAUUUUCAACAAAAUAUCAUGUACGAAUACGCAAACUGCUGCGUGUACUAUACAGCGCACGGAAUCGUUCGUAAAGUCCCGCCAUCUUCUGGACGACUCCGUAUUGGAAGACAAAAUAUCAGCUGAUACAACGUCGACGGGGAGUUCAGACGGUGUUAUUGGGUUUGAACAUGAGAACGAACUCUCAGCUGACAUACUCGGAUUUCAAGGAUGCCUGCGACGUAAAACCGUAAUGAAACAUCGUCGCAAAUCGACAGUAUCUUCCUGGCAACGAUACUGGAUUCAGAUAUGGGCCAAUUCACUCGUUUAUUUUUCACCUAAAUCGUUCAAGGGAUCAGAACGAUGCGACUUCAAACGUGAACCUACAAAAGUACAUACUUUGGAAGGAUGGAGUGUAGUACCUAAGGAAGAUGAGCAUAAUGACACAUUUCAGCUAAUAAACCAUCAGCACGGUCAUAUUUACAAGUUUCGUGCUGCUUCUACCGAACUAUCUGCUCUCUGGUUGAAUGCUUUAAAAAAAGUGAUUUCACAAAUUGUUCCUGAUAAUUUAGGCAAACCUCCUGUCAAUUUAAUGUCGUUUGAAUAGUACCUUGUAUGCUGUAUAAAAUCUCUGAAGACUGUAACAUACGCUCUCUAAUAUGUAUAUCAAAGAAAAAAAAAGUUAGGAAUAAAACGUUUUACAUUUUAA
Messenger RNA from Uranotaenia lowii, 2348 nucleotides. RefSeq names its product ras-specific guanine nucleotide-releasing factor RalGPS1 (gene RalGPS). The record is from RefSeq and is a predicted model, not a curated record. Gene Ontology annotation, biological process: Ras protein signal transduction; positive regulation of GTPase activity. The transcript is spliced from 10 exons. Bases 243 to 2246 code for a protein of 667 amino acids. NCBI's taxonomy places the organism in Eukaryota, Metazoa, Arthropoda, Insecta, Diptera, Culicidae. Gene Ontology annotation, molecular function: guanyl-nucleotide exchange factor activity. Gene Ontology annotation, cellular component: plasma membrane.